This is a messenger RNA of Fusarium pseudograminearum CS3096, 2214 nucleotides long. RefSeq lists its product as uncharacterized. Gene Ontology annotation, cellular component: nucleus. Gene Ontology annotation, biological process: positive regulation of transcription by RNA polymerase II. Gene Ontology annotation, molecular function: transcription cis-regulatory region binding; zinc ion binding; DNA-binding transcription factor activity, RNA polymerase II-specific. The record is from RefSeq and is a predicted model, not a curated record. The coding region runs from base 1 to 2214 and encodes 737 amino acids. The transcript is spliced from 3 exons. NCBI's taxonomy places the organism in Eukaryota, Fungi, Ascomycota, Sordariomycetes, Hypocreales, Nectriaceae.
AUGGGUACUUCUUCUCGAUCGAGACGCACGCACUCUUUCGGCGGGUGUAAGACGUGCCGCAAACGACAUCUCAAAUGCGAUCAGUCGUUGCCCAAGUGCAAUCGAUGUAUUCAGGCUGGAUUGACGUGCGAGGGUUUCACGCCUGCCCUGCGGUGGUUGAUUUCUACAGGGAGAGAGGUUUAUGAUAGACAGCCAACACAGGCGGCUGAGGUUGGGGCAGAGCAGUACUCGAGACGGCAUUUGUUUACUGAGGCUGAUAGGGAGCUGAUGAGCAAUGCUCUCCUCAAAAAUGUCCCUUACACAGUGACAGCUGCCCUCAACCAAAUUGACGAAGAGUCAAAAGGUCUUGAUGUUCACGAUGAUGCAGCGAGUAUUUGCGAGGUCGGACCCUUCCAGGUCUUCAAGUUUGAGUCUUCCCGGUCUACCACGACUGCCAUCUCGGACCAUGUCUCCUUUAACGAAAUGGACCUUGAUACCUUGAGUGAACCUCAAACACAAGACUUUUCAGAACCCAUUGACAACGAUCCUGAUCAGAUAGUUGACGAGACCGUCGUCCCGAAUGACUUCUCAACAACGUCGUUGGACUUUCUGCACUGGGGCGACUUGUUCACUUGGGAUGUCAGCGUUCUUGACAAUCCACCCCAGCUACCUUACGAGAACUUUGACGCACUGCCCAUGAAUAUCAACUGGCCCGAAGAGUCAUUCUCAGAGUCCUUGGAUGCGAUGAUACCCUUUGAGCCUGUCACUGACGACGUUGCAUGGCCACAACUGGAUCUCAAGACAGAUGCACCACUGCUACUAAAACACUUCAACGACGAUGUCAUCAGUCAGAUGGGAUCUCUACCUAUCAACGAGAAGUCGGCAUGGAGGACCCUCCACUAUCCGUCUGCCAUCAUGACACUGAGCGAGUUGACCAUAUUGGAGGUGAACAAGGACCAGAUCAAGCGUGCCAAUCUGUCUACCUUUUAUGCACUAAUAGCAGUGUCCGCGUUCCAUCUUUCACUAAACCCCAUCACCUUCCCAAGUCUCGCGAGACCUGGCGACCAUUGGGAGUCUGUAUCAAGUCGAACUUACGAAGCAGCCAAGCAACACCUCAGAGUCAGCCUGGAGAAGGAAUCUCAACCUGGGCCGAACAAGGCAAAGUACAAGGAGCAGUUAAUGGGCAUAAGCGCUGUGUUGGCAACAGCACUUCUUUCGGGAAACGAGACAGGCACCCGAUGGUGUCUCACCGAAAUGGAACGCCUCAUCAGCUGGCGCGGUCUCACAAAACCCAGCAUCUCCCGUCGCGCCCGCCUCCUACAUAACAUCUAUGCUUGGAUGCGCAUUGUCUCUGAGAGUCUAAACGUCUUCCAUGACGAGAAUCACGCCAUCGAAACACCGUUUACACGUUCAAACGGCAACGGCAAUGCCAGCACCGGCAAACCAGCUGCUGUCCCCGUGCAGUCCAUCAAUCCGGACAUGACACUGGACAACUUCCUCCACCUUGAACCACGAAAGUUGCACGGCCAAAAGGCAAAACGCGACAUCAAAGACAUUCACCUGGCGGAUGUAUCACAGGACCAUGAGAACAUGUACAUGCAGAUCUACGGUGUACCCGAGACGUGGCUCAGUCUCGUGUCGCAGAUAACCAGACUAGCGAAUGUCAUGGACCGGCUUUCUGCACAGAAAAAGCCAGACGCAGAAGCGCUCAUGGCUCUUCAGCCGCGAGCAUCAUACCUUGAGAACGCAGUAUGUCUUUUCCGCUCGCGGCACGGCAAAGGGUCUCCUUCCAUGAGUGCAAGCCCCAACUCUGCUCCCGGCGGCACACCACACAUGCACAUGGUGCGCGCCUUGGCCUCGGCACUUGUAAUAUUCUUCUACCGCCGAAUUCGCAAGGUGAACCCGCUGGUUCUUCAAGAUAGCGUCAAUGACGUCGUUGAUUCAUUACACGCUUUCGACGAGGCACUCGAGAGGAACAAUCUGCUUGGGCCAGGAACGGCAUGGCCUGCAUUUAUCGCGGGGGCGGAAGCAAGAGGGCGGCAAAGGAUCGAUAUCGCGGAGUGGUUGGACAAGGGGUUUUCGAGAAGCGGGUUCGAGAGUUAUAAGUCUUCGAAGGAGGUACUUAGUGAAGUUUGGAGGAGGCGAGACGCGGCAGGGGGAGGGAUGCCGAAUGGGGAUGUCUGCACAUGGAUGGAGGUUUGCAGGGAUCUGCGUCGCUGGCCGUUGGUAUCAUGA